AUGACUAAACCAACUGAACUAUCAUUACCUGAACUACAACAACAACACAAAGAAAUAACCAAAUGGAAAAACACGUAUGACAACCAAACAAGAAUGAUAAUCUUAGAAGGAAAUAUAGACGUAGGAAAAACCACUCAACUUAAUCUAAUAAAGAAAGGACUGGAAAAACAUGGAUUAACUGUAAAAAAUGAUUCAGAAACUCAUAAAAAUGUACCAAGAAACACCAAAUUACGAUACACAGACACAAUCAUGAACUAUGACACUAGUAUUACUGAAAAAACAGAUGAAACAACUAGUGAAGAAUCUGGCACUGAAACAAAGAAACCAUGA
Messenger RNA from Ambispora gerdemannii, 330 nucleotides. Lineage: Eukaryota; Fungi; Glomeromycota; Glomeromycetes; Archaeosporales; Ambisporaceae. The record is from the annotation of a GenBank genome assembly.